GCGGGAGUUUAUCGCUGAGCGAGCGACCGACCGACCGACCAUGUCUGGCCGCGGGAAGCAGGGCGGGAAGGCGCGCGCCAAGGCCAAGUCGCGCUCGUCGCGGGCCGGGCUGCAGUUCCCCGUGGGCCGCGUGCACCGCCUGCUGCGCAAGGGCAACUACGCGGAGCGGGUGGGCGCCGGCGCCCCGGUGUACCUGGCGGCCGUGCUGGAGUACCUGACGGCCGAGAUCCUGGAGCUGGCGGGCAACGCGGCCCGCGACAACAAGAAGACGCGCAUCAUCCCCCGGCACCUGCAGCUGGCCAUCCGCAACGACGAGGAGCUCAACAAGCUGCUGGGCAAGGUGACUAUCGCGCAGGGCGGGGUGCUGCCCAACAUCCAGGCCGUGCUGCUGCCCAAGAAGACUGAGAGCCACAAAGCCAAGAGCAAGUAAACCGGGCCCGGCGAAGCGUCCCUAGUACAG
Grus americana (Whooping crane) is the source of this 460-nucleotide messenger RNA. Its product is annotated as histone H2A type 2-C. The transcript has a single exon. Lineage: Eukaryota; Metazoa; Chordata; Aves; Gruiformes; Gruidae. Gene Ontology annotation, molecular function: protein heterodimerization activity; structural constituent of chromatin; DNA binding. Gene Ontology annotation, cellular component: nucleosome. Bases 41 to 430 code for a protein of 129 amino acids. The record is from RefSeq and is a predicted model, not a curated record.